GUAGUGCAAGAAUCAUCAUUACAAAAGGCGCUCGCACAAGAAACAGACCCGUUGCAUUUGCACACCUUUUAUUACAGUUUCGAUGUAUAAUAACCCGCGCGAGGUAAUAUAUCUUAGGAUCUCUGCGUAUGCAGCUCAAACAGAAGCUUGACUGUUCAAUCGUGAUACCCUCUUCUUCCUCGGGAGGCAUAUGUAUUUGGUAUCGCCGUUUCUUCAGUAAGCACCAAUGCAUGCAUGCACCCUCCUCCCUGCGCUCUCAAAUAGAUGGUGCAAGUAAAGAUGUCCAAAUCUUCCGCAGACCCUCUGUCUGGUGUAGAAAGCGCUUCUCAGUCGCACUAUUUUCAGCUACCACGAAAGCUGCCGAAGCGCAAGGGUCGUUUUAAACGCUCAGAUGGCAGCACCUCGUCUGACACCACCUCCAGCUUCAUCAAACGACAGGGUUCAGCCGAUUCGUACACGAGCAGACCCUCGGAUUCCGACCUGUCAGCGGAGGAGGACCGCGAGGCGUAUCGGCGUGAAGCCGAACGCCAGGCCCAGCUGCAGCUCGAGAGAGCCAAGUCCAAACCUGUAGCAUUCGCAGUGAAGACGAAUGUGAAUUAUUGCGGGGCUCUAGAUGAGGACUGUCCUGUUCAGGGUGCUGCCAUAAACUUUGAAGCCAAAGACUUUCUGCACAUUAAAGAGAAGUACAAUAAUGACUGGUGGAUUGGAAGGCUGGUGAAAGAGGGGGCAGACAUCAGCUUCAUUCCCAGCCCCCUUCGACUGGAGGCAAUGAGACUCAAACAGGAGCAGAAACAACAGAGGAAAAGUGGCAACUCCUCCUCAAGCCUGGGUGACAUGGUCUCAGGAGGUUGGAGAUCCACACCGCCAUCUGCAGGUGAGACCAAACAGAAGCUAAAGCAGACUGAACACAUUCCUCCAUAUGAUGUGGUGCCAUCCAUGAGGCCUGUGGUUCUGGUUGGACCUUCACUGAAAGGCUAUGAGGUGACAGAUAUGAUGCAGAAAGCCCUGUUUGACUUUCUCAAACAUCGCUUUGAUGGACGGAUUUCUAUAACCCGAGUGACCGCUGACCUUUCUUUGGCCAAGAGAUCAGUUCUCAACAAGAGACCCAUCAUGGAGAGGUCUAACACACGAACCAGUUUGGCUGAAGUACAAAGUGAGAUCGAGAGAAUAUUUGAGCUGGCCAAAACUCUUCAGUUGGUGGUUCUAGAUGCAGACACCAUUAACCAUCCAGCGCAGCUUGCUAAAACCUCGUUAGCUCCUAUUAUUGUGUACGUCAAGGUCACCUCGCCAAAGGUCCUACAGCGAUUGAUAAAGUCAAGGGGUAAAUCACAGAGCAAACACCUCAAUGUUCAGAUGAUGGCAGCAGAUAAACUGACUCAAUGUCCUCCUGAGAUGUUUGAUGUCAUUUUGGAUGAGAACCAGUUGGAGGACGCCUGUGAGCACCUCUCUGAAUAUCUGGAGGUCUACUGGCGUGCUACUCAUCUGCCCGGCACCACCCCUCUCAACCCUCUACUGGAGCAAAAUCUGAUGACCCCACCCUCAGCAAUCUCCAGUCUACAAAACCAGCAGCUGUCGCCUGCCGGGGGUGGAGGGGGAGUGGAGGAGGAGGAGCAGGGGGAGCAGGACAGCCUCAUGCCCUCCGACGAGGCUAGUGACUCUCGCUCCCUCCGCCGAGGCGGCUCUAGCUCCCUGCACCCCCCAGAGGAUGAGGAAGAGGAGGAGGAAGAUGAUUUCGAACCCCACCACCCUCACCCAUACCAGGAUGUGUAUCCGCCCAACCGUAACCACCCUGGUGGCAUCCACAGCGCUAACGGACACGAAUCACAGGACCGACUCCUGCAGCAGCGAGACUCGAAGGACGGACACAACCAACGGAACAACCGCCAGCGCACGAGAGCCUGGCCAAGAGACAACUACUGACCGCCUGUCUGCAGGAGUCUGGAUGAGAGGGUUGGGUUGUGAAUAGGGUGAUGGGAACUGGUGAGGAACAGGAAACGCACAGUGCGUGUGAAUGCGUGUUUGUGGAUGAAGCUGCCCAUGGCUGAUGAAAAGAUCCUGUUGUUUUCUAAGCUUACGUAGUUGUUAUUGUUUGAGGCAUUGCACUACAUUUGCUUUUAAAAGACAGGGCAGCUUUUCUCUUUUAAGACCACAUGCAUGUUCAUAUCGAAACAACAUUUGAGCUUCCUCUGAAACCCCACCCAAGUCAAUUUAAAUUUUUUUUUUACUUUAUUAUUGUGCGUAUCAUACGCUCUCCCUGAUCUUAAUGAGCACAAAAGGCAUUAUGGGGAAAGGAAGAGUACUUUUAUAGCAUGGGGUGUGAGUCACAAUGAAAGAUAUUGUAGCAUUUUGUUGCAUCUUACUUUAAUGGCUUCUCUUUUGCUAGCACACUUGUAAAUGCGAGUAUUACUAUUUUUUAGUUCAAGCCCUCAGUCAUGGUGUUGUCUGAUUGGAGCCCAUAUGCACUUGUCUUAUUAUGAGUUGUUUAUUGCUCCUCAUCUGGACAUCGUUCAGGCAACUGACAUGAAUAGUCAUUUUCACAGUCUCGUUUACAGAUGUAGCAAGCAUUGCCAAUUGCAAAGCACCAUGUAAAUGCUGUGUAUGUAGGAAAGGAAUUCAGGGUUACGCUCUGCUUUCGUAGAGUGAAAUAUUAUUUGGACUAUAGUCUUGGUUUGCACAUGAGGUGAAUUUCAACUCCAGAAUGAAGAGAAGCAGUCGAUCGUCCUCCAUUUUCGUACUGCUGCAUAAAGAAAGAACCUAA
Messenger RNA from Carassius carassius (crucian carp), 2758 nucleotides. Its product is annotated as voltage-dependent L-type calcium channel subunit beta-4-like. Bases 265 to 1920 code for a protein of 551 amino acids. Gene Ontology annotation, molecular function: high voltage-gated calcium channel activity; protein binding. NCBI's taxonomy places the organism in Eukaryota, Metazoa, Chordata, Actinopteri, Cypriniformes, Cyprinidae. The transcript has 14 exons. Gene Ontology annotation, biological process: chemical synaptic transmission; calcium ion transmembrane transport; regulation of voltage-gated calcium channel activity. The record is from RefSeq and is a predicted model, not a curated record. Gene Ontology annotation, cellular component: voltage-gated calcium channel complex.